Messenger RNA from Aureobasidium vineae, 1665 nucleotides. The record is from the annotation of a GenBank genome assembly. NCBI's taxonomy places the organism in Eukaryota, Fungi, Ascomycota, Dothideomycetes, Dothideales, Saccotheciaceae.
AUGGACAUCAAAAAGGAUGGUGUCACGCACGUUGAUGAUGUGGACAAUGAGUUUCAUCAAGCAAAAGUUGCUGUUCAGCUGUCAGAAGAGGCUGUCCACGUCAAACAAAGUCCUUGGACAUCGAGCAUGCUGAAGCUAUAUGGUUGUUUAGCUAUUGCAUAUCUCUGUGGCUGCUUGAAUGGAUACGAUGGAAGCUUGAUGGGAGGGUUGAACGCGAUGGACACAUAUCUUGCCUACUUCCACAUGNNUGAGCAUGCCUCUUGGAAAGUGAAUGACGAAAUCCUCGAUGCUGAUGUCCUGAUCGUAGCUGACCAAAGUAUCUCACCUUUACUCAUCUCCUCACAGNNAUACAACAUCGGAUCAAUCCCAGCAGUCUUCCUGACCGGACCUGUGAACGAUUACUAUGGAAGACGUGCUAUCAUCGUUGUCAUUGGCACAUGUAUCCAAGCCCCGGCUGUCAAUAGAGAGAUGUUCCUUGCUGGUCGAUUUAUCCUUGGAUUUGGUGUAUCCUUCGCAUGCUCCAUCACCACCGGGUUGCUGACGAAUUACCAGNAUGGCUCAUCCUGCUUGGCGAGGCACGUUGACUGGACUGUACAACUGCACGUGNGUGUAGAUAUCGGAUCCAUUGUGGCUUCUUGGGUUAUAUACGCAUGCGCAGAACGCGUAAAAUCCGAUGUUAGCUGGCGCAUUCCACUGUGGUGCCAGCUGGUCUCUUCAGUCGUCGUCGCUAUCGGUGUCUGGUUCUUGCCAGAGAGCCCAAGAUGGCUUUGCGCUCAGGACCGUAUGGAAGAAGCUACCAAGGUUCUUGGUCGCUACCACGGAGAGGGUGAUGAAUCGCACCCAAUCGUGCUUCUCCAGAUCAAGGAGAUGCAAAACCAAAUUCGUCAAGACGCAUCCGACAAGAAGGGAUGGGACUACUCUGAGCUAGUAAACACCCACUCUGCUCGUCGAAGACUUAUCUGCGUUUUGGGAAUGGCUUGUUUCGGCCAAUUGAGCGGCAACAGCGUAACGUCCUACUACCUUCCGGUCAUGCUCGAAAACGCUGGAAUCACUUCCCAGGGAACAAAACUUAUGUUGAAUGGCAUUUACCCCGUCAUCUGCUUUUUCGCCGCAAUCCUUGGAGCCCGCAUGACCGACGUCGUUGGUCGCAGACCAUUGUUGUUGUAUUCCAUCCUCUUCUGUUCAGGCUGUUUUGCUGUCAUUUGUGGCACAAGCAAGCUUGCACAACAGGAACUCGACAACAAGUCGGCAGCCAACACGACCAUUGCUUUCAUCUACCUCUUCGGAAUCAUCUUCUCCUUCGGCUGGACACCUCUGCAAAGCAUGUAUAUCGCCGAGACACUGGCUACCUCGACACGAGCAAAGGGUACUGCCGUUGGCAAUCUCGCCUCGAACAUCAGCUCGGCUGUCAUUCAAUAUGGUUCAGGUCCUGCUUUUGCCAACAUCGGUGCUUACUUCUACCUCGUGUUUGUGUUUUGGGAUCUGAUCGAGUUUGGCGUCAUCUACCUCUAUUGGCCAGAAACAAAGGAGCGUACUCUGGAAGAACUUUCGGAGGUGUUUGAAGCCAAGAACCCUGUCAAGAAGAGUUUGGAGAAGAGAGGAGCUGCUACGGUGCUCAACACCCUCGAUGUAGACGCUUCUAUGGUCGAGAAGAUGGAGCUUUGA